CUUCUGUUUUUCCUUUUUGUCUCUCUUCUCCAAAUUUCUUAUAUUUUUUUUCACAUUCCAGUUCACUUCAGUUUUCACUUUUGGAACCCUUCCUGCUUUUGCAAAUUAGGGUUUCAUUUUCAAUUGAAUUUUUUGGUUAAGGGAUCUUAGAGAGGAAGAGAGAGAAGUAGAAUCCGAACACAAUCUCAUAUCUGAAAGUUUUUUGGAUCAGAAUUCUGCCACUGUUUUUUAUCAUUUCGCACUCUUCCAUCCUCGCUCACCUUCCACCUUAAAUCUGUAAAAGGAAGAGAAGGAGUAAGCACAUCUGUAUCUCAAGGAUAUGAACUCCUUGGCAAGGCAUUUAUCAAGCUUAUUCAGAACUUCAGGUUUCACAACUAAACCCUUCAAUACUGGGCAUAAUCAAAUGCAACAGCUUCAGCAAUGCAGAGGCAUACGAGUGAGGGUCACAAAUGGGAACUUGGAAAUGGCAUUGGCAUUGAUGCAGCGUAAGAUGCAAGGAAGUGGGAUUGAGAGGAUGAUAAAGCAGGAGCAGAGAUUCCACAUCAAAAACUCUGAGAAGCGUGUUUUAGCCCGAAAGAACUUGGAGCGAAGGCUUCGAUCCGAGGAUCUUGCUCAGAAACUUAAAGCCAUUAUGAUCAAGAAAGUCAGGGGUCUAUGAGGAGGUUGCAUUUUGCACAAAAAAUGGUCAUCAUAAGUUGUGUUGGAAUGGAAGCAGUUUUCAAGCAACAGUUGGAUGCAACAUUUUCUUAUGAUAAUUUAUUUAAUAUGCUUCUAGUAUGAUAUGUACUAAAGGUUUUCAAAAGCAUAAAGAAGAGAUGCACUUGAAAUGAGCUCUUUUAAGAUUUUCAAAA
Vigna radiata var. radiata (mung bean) is the source of this 851-nucleotide messenger RNA. RefSeq lists its product as uncharacterized. Bases 320 to 658 code for a protein of 112 amino acids. The transcript has 3 exons. Gene Ontology annotation, cellular component: ribosome. Gene Ontology annotation, molecular function: structural constituent of ribosome. NCBI's taxonomy places the organism in Eukaryota, Viridiplantae, Streptophyta, Magnoliopsida, Fabales, Fabaceae. Gene Ontology annotation, biological process: translation. The record is from RefSeq and is a predicted model, not a curated record.